AUGACGCCACAGCGCAAUUUUCUUUUCAUUUUCAACGAUUUGGAUAUCCAUCCUUUGACCAAGGAUCUCUUUGAAGAGUUUAAAUGUAAAGUGACAAAUUCACGGUAUAUCAACUGCAAUAUGAUUGUGCGGCGCAACAUUGAGCAGUUGGAAGUGGAGACAACCCUGGACAUGCUUAAGCCCAACAAUCGGUCAAUGCGGUUUUAUCAAGUACAUUUGGAUGUCUGUCAAUUUUUUUCCACUCUGCACAAGAACCGUAUGUUUAAUGUAGUCGCCAAGAGCCUGUCUAAUACCAUAAAUGGUAGCCUAAAAUGUCCGAUAGUAGCGGUAAGUGAUCCAUCAAAUUGUUUGAAAAUUAACUUCAACUAUACACUAAAUAACUAUCAUCUGAAGGAAACCGAUUUUCCGAACUAUGUGCCCGAGUGUCAAUUCCAAACCUGGAUGAAAUUCUAUACAAACAAAAAGUUGAUUCUACGAUUGGGCUCCAGCGGUAGGGUUCAGUAUAAGAAGUAGUAAUUAUGCAUCAAAUGUCAGGUCUCAAAAAAGUUGUUGCUCCUUAUAGUAUU
This is a messenger RNA of Drosophila virilis, 566 nucleotides long. NCBI's taxonomy places the organism in Eukaryota, Metazoa, Arthropoda, Insecta, Diptera, Drosophilidae. The record is from RefSeq and is a predicted model, not a curated record.